GAGCAGUGGAGAUAACAGCACACCAGGCAGGCAGCCACCCGAACAUCAGAACUCAGCUAUCACAGGCUCUGGCGGCGGGCAUCAGCUGUGCAGGAGAACAGAGUAAUGGCUGAGAUCUCCCCUGAUGUCCUCUGCCAACCAGAUGACAUUUUGGGAAGGGACACUGCUGUCCAGGAAAACCAGAACAACAGGACACCAGUGGACAAUCUAGCACUGAGCUCCACCAACACCGACUUCACCUUCAGCCUCUACAAGGAGCUGGCUUUGAAGAAUCCAGAUAGAAAUGUCGUGUUCUCUCCAUUCAGCAUCUCAAUAGCCUUGGCCAUCCUGUCCCUGGGAGCAAGAAGCAAAACCCUGGAAGAGAUUCUAGGAGGCCUCAAGUUCAGUCUCACAGAGACCCCUGAGGCAGACAUCCACCAGGGCUUUGGGCACCUCCUCCACAUGCUCAGCCAGCCAGGGGACCAGGUGAAGAUCAACACUGGCAGCAUGAUGCUUGUUGAAAAGCGCCUGCAAAUCCUGGCAGAGUUUAAGGAGAAGGCAAGGGCACUGUACCAGGCUGAGGUUUCCACAGCUGACUUCCAGCAGCCUCAUGAGGCCAAAAAGAACAUCAAUGACUAUGUGAACAAACAGACCAAGGGGAAGAUCAAGGAAUUGAUCUCAGACUUGGAUGAGAGGACAGUAAUGGUGCUGGUGAAUUACAUCUACUUUAAAGGGAAAUGGAAGAGGCCCUUUGAGCCUCAUUUCACAUAUGAGUCUGACUUCUACUUGGACAAGAAGAGGUCUGUGAAGGUGCCCAUGAUGCACCAUACAUCUCUGACCACACCCUACUUCUGGGAUGAGGAUCUGUCCUGCUCUGUGGUGGAGCUGAAGUACACAGGCAAUGCCAGUGCCCUGUUUAUCCUCCCUGAUGAGGGCAGGAUGCAGCAGGUGGAAGCCAGCUUACAACCAGAGACCCUGAAGAAAUGGAAGGACUCUCUGAGGUCCAGGAAGAUCGAUGAUCUCUACAUGCCCAAGUUCUCCAUCUCCACUGACUACAGCCUAGAGAACAUCCUUCCACAGCUGGGUAUCAGGGAAGUCUUCUCCACACAGGCUGACCUGUCUGGAAUUGCAGGGGCCAAGGACCUGAGAGUCUCUCAGGUGGUCCACAAGGCUGUGCUGGAUGUGGCUGAGACAGGCACAGAAGCAGCUGCCGCCAUAGGUUGGAGUCCUGUGGGAUCGGCUCUAAUUUUGAACCCUCUGACUAUAAAAUUGAACAGGCCAUUCCUGAUGAUGAUCUCUGACACAAAUACUCAGACUCCACUCUUUAUGGCCAAAGUCACAAAUCCCAAGGAAAAUUAGAACUUCCCAAGUGGUGGGCUUUGUUCCUAGGAGCCACGAAGGUAGCCUAUAUGUUGGUCUCUAUGUGCAUUUUGGCCUCCAUGCUCUGAUUGGCUGUGGCAUGAGUGGAUUAGACAAUAACAGUCUAACUGUAUGACUCCCACAUACACAGGGGACUGGGGACAGUUAGUGUCAGGUUCCCAGUCCUCUUGGCAGCACUGACUCAUGAUCCUGAGUCUGAACUCUGUCUUUGUGGCCCCUCCCUGCUGCCUCUCCUGUAUCUGCCUCUACACAAAAGCCUGGGCCCUGGCAGGUAGGCUCACUCCCUAUCUAGGCUCUGGUUGUCUGCCUUCAGCUUCAGCAGAACUUGAUAGGACUAUGCAAACUUAUAGGCCAAUCUGUAUGGACCUCACCCCAGCACUGAGAAGGGAACCUGCCACCCUGAGUCUAUUUCCAGCAUCUGAGACCAUUGUGUGCCCAGUUCCUGCCUCAAACUUUCCCUCUUCCAGGCUCUGCCACCCACUGUCCCUUACAGGGGCUCCUGACCCUGCCCACAUCUGGCACAGUGUUAGAGCACUCCUUCGUGCAGCUGCAUGGAGCUGGUUGGUCAAACCAGCUCCUUUCCCCCAGUACACCUACUUAGGACACAGGAGACUUUUUCUAGGUGCCCCACUGACCAACCUCACACAACAGAUGGACACCUCCACCUUCCUCACCCAAAAUGUAGGGUUUGGAGCAAAGAAUCAAUAAAAAUAUAACUGCA
Messenger RNA from Peromyscus maniculatus bairdii (prairie deer mouse), 2080 nucleotides. Its product is annotated as serine protease inhibitor A3N-like. NCBI's taxonomy places the organism in Eukaryota, Metazoa, Chordata, Mammalia, Rodentia, Cricetidae. The record is from RefSeq and is a predicted model, not a curated record. Gene Ontology annotation, molecular function: serine-type endopeptidase inhibitor activity.